This is a messenger RNA of Spirodela intermedia, 2249 nucleotides long. The record is from the annotation of a GenBank genome assembly. NCBI's taxonomy places the organism in Eukaryota, Viridiplantae, Streptophyta, Magnoliopsida, Alismatales, Araceae.
AUGAAGGACAAUACUUUGCGUAGCGUGGUUCAAUGCACACAAAACAGCCCUCUUUCUCUCAACAACCUGUCCUGCCUUGCAACGGCGGCCAUCUUGGGCCCUCUCUCUUUCUCUCUCUCUCAAGGUCGGUGGUAACUUGUCUCGAGGCUUACUUUGGCGCCUUCGGAAGUCAACAUCUAAUUAUUUAAGAGAAAACUCUGGUAAACCUGUCAAGAGAGAGAAGCCCUGGCGAUGACAACCGAGAGAAAUCAGACUGACAGUACAUCUGUACACAAUGCCUGCCCUCUCUCUCUCUCUCUCUCUCUCUCUCUAAAAGCCUCUCCUACCGUGGAAACAAACUAAAGACACUAUCUUCACCCAGCCCACGCUAGGAGAUAUACUUCACCUUCCUGGAUCUUAAUCUCCUCAUCCCCCUUUUUUUGGCUGCAAUGCUGGUCCAAGCAUAAUCACUGGGGAUGGCAAAUGGUUCCGGCAGCUCCUCCGGCAGGGGAGACGGGCUGACGGAUUUCAGGCUGGCGGCGGUGCUCCUCCCACCCCACCGGCGGCACCACCCGUAGUCCUCCGAUUGCCGCCGCCGCCGGCUGCCCUCCUCCUCCUGAUCGCCGCCGUCUUCAGAGAUCUCACCAGGGCUCGACAAUGGAGUGAAGAACUGCUCCAGGGGAGGGAGGGCCACGAAUUUGGUGAAGGUGAUGACGACUCUCACCGUCGGGAUCACCGGGAUCGCAACCUGCAGCACCAAACAUCAUCCGGUCAACGCCGAUGAUCGAGGUCAAAACCCCGUCAAGAACCACGGAGGAAACUAUGGCUUGAUGUGAACGAGCGUCCCGGAGAGAAGCUUUUACUGACCUUGACGGGGAAGGUACCCGGCGGGAACUUGGUGGUGAGAAGCUCCCGGAGGCGGCGCACCGCCUUCACCUUGCCGGCGAGGACGUCCAGCACCGGCAUCAACUCCGCAGCCCGCAGGGGGAACUCCUCCGUCAGCCACACCCACGGCCGCAGGUUCUUCACCACCUCCUUCUCCUUCUCCUUCGCCGCCGCCGCCGGCUUCCGCCGGGGAGCAGUCGUCUCCGCCGCCGGCCUCCCCCACGCCGUCCUCUGCAUCGCCGCCACGUCCACGCUCCUCCUCCCGCUGCCCCCGCCGCCGCCGCCGUGGCCGUCUUCCCUGGGGGCCUCGUAGGAGCUGUGGCGGGAUGGAACCAGGUCGGGGAUCUCGGCGACCAGGAAGCCCUCCUCCUCGUCAUCGUCGAGAUGGAGCUCCAGCGGCAGCGUCUCCCUCCGGCGCCCCGCCACCCACCGCCGCGUCUUGAAGGAGAAGAUGACGUUCUGCAUCUCGUAGACGCGGGCCUUCCACUUCGCCACAGUCUCCGUCUUCUCUUUCCUCCGCCAGUUGGUGCGGGAGACCAGAUCCGCCGCCGUGAUGUCCAGUCCCGGCCGGUACAUGCUAGAGUCCGCGAGGAAUUCGUCCUCGUCGGCGGCGGCCAUGGGGCUCCUCGCCGCCUCGAGGGCGUCGCAGAGCUCCUUCUUCCCGUGGUCAAGGACCAGCAGAGACCCGGCGGCGACGGGGGAGGAGGAGGGAUCGGGAUCGGCGUCCAGGCCUAGUUCGCCGCCGCCGUCCUCAUCGGAGCCGCCGAGGAAGAGGAAGGACUGGUCGGCGCGGACCAGGCGGAGGCCGUCGAAGCCGGCGAGGGAGGUGUCUGCGCGGAGGCUGGCGCCCCUCUUCCAGAUCCGGUAGGUGUCGGAGGGGGCUACGCGGGGGAGGAAGGGGACGACAGAGCUCUCGAAGUGGAAGGAGAGCUCUAGGUAGAAGUCGCGGACCAAGCGGAGGGCGGCGAGGAGGGAGGGGAGGCGGCGGCGCCACUUGUGCCAGGCGGAGCGGUGGUGGUGGCGGAGGAGGAGGACGCUCAGGUGGCGGGGGCGGCCGAGGAGGACGCACUCCUGGAGCGGCGUCCAGCCGGCGCCGUUCUGCAGGGAGGCGUCGGCGCCAGCGGCGACGAGGGAGGCGACGGCGGCGCGGCGGUCGAGGCGGACGGCGAGGUGGAGCGGCGUCUCCCGGCGGGGGACGUCGCGGCGGUCGAGGACGGAGGAGAUCUGCUCGGCGAGCCGGUCCUGCUCGGCGGCGUCGGCGGCGGAGCGGAUGGCGGAGGCUGGCCGGAGGCGGGGGAGGGCGGCGAGGGCGGCGGAGAGGCGCGCCUGGUCGCCGGUGGCCACGUAGUAGUGGAGGCUGCUGUGAGCGUACUCUUCUGCCCUAA